UAUACCGCUAUAGACUGUGGCGCCGCAAACACGAUUCUGUAUAGGUUAACGCAGCUCUUAACCGCAUGUCAACAAACGCGAUGCAAGUGACAGUGUGACAUAUCUAAGUGCUAACUCCCAAAGACGACCAUCGAUUGAAUCAGUGCGAUCUCGAAGGAUAUGCAGUGACUUUCGGUGUGUUUCAAGCAGCCCCUGUCAAGCGUGAUCGUCGUCCCAUGCAAAUCGCGAAUCUGGCGGAUCUCCACAGCGACAAGGUGCGGAGGUGGGUAGAAUCGAGCCCUUUACCCACCCUCCAACAGAACAAUAACUUGGAGACGCCGAAAUCCACCUUCAAGCCCAACAUAAACAACAACAUCGACUUCCAAACCUACUGGAGACAUCCCUCCAAGGAAGAGAUGCCGAUGUUGCUGCAGCAGCCACCCUCCCACGUGCACCUUGCCACCCACGAAGCCGACCAACCCCUGGACUUUACGAUGUCGAAGUUCAAGACAAAAACGGGGGGGUCGGUGAACGCGCACCAGAUGAAAUUUAACAAUUUUGUGGCGGCCCAACAGCACAUGAUGCUUUUGCAGAACAAUGGGGUGCUGUUCAACAGGAGCAAUAACAAUAAGAGCUACACGCGCGGUAGUAGCCCUUCGAGUAGUUCCGAAGAAGAGGGUGUCGGGCCUCCAACCACCAGCUCUCCGCUUAGAUCUCUUCCAUCUAGUCCUGGACCUUUAAGAGGAGAAGAUAUCCCAAGCUCACCAAUCACCCCUGUCGCUGAGAAAAAGUUCGGAAAAAUAUGGAUGAACGAACCAGAAAUAAACUGGCGGCAAGAUAUGCCCCUACCAACACAAGAAGAGUCAAAAGCAGCCCUUCAUUCAAGACUAGGACUUUCACCACCUGCCGACCAACGACCACUCAACAGACUCGACAAAACGCCGUCAACGCCGCAGUCCAAUGAAGAUGCGAAUGGAGAUGUCAGCGGUGAUGACCAAAGCCUAAUUAGUGAGCGAGGUGAUCAUCACGAUGAGAAUUCUUUGGAAUCUACAAGAGAAGGAGCACUAAACUUGGUAACAAAUGAUCCCGAACAACAGCCAAGAAUACCAUCCCCAAACUCCCAAGUCACGAGUUCUAGCCCGGGAGUUGGGGCUGCUCUGGCAGCUUUGGGAGGCCUCGGCGGCAUUUUUGGUAACCACCUCCAGAUGUUGGGCAGUUUGCAAGCCCUACAAAAUCCCCAAAACCUCCAACAGUUGCAGCAACUCGCCAUGCUCCAGCAAGCAAGCGGCAACCAACUCAAUCCACAGACACAAUUUUUCCUACAGAACCAGGGUUUUCUACAAGGAUUUUCGAGAACACCCUUGACAUCAAGGCCUCCACAUUCGAUGCAGGUACAACAAAUCGCUCAACAGUUACAGCAACUACAAAAGACGCAGCAUCAGCAGCAGAAUGUCGUACAACAACACCAGCACAACACAAGCAUCCCAUCAAACAAUACGCUAGUGCCUCAUCAAACUCAAACGACACCCCCAAAUAAUGCUGCCCACAUUCCUGCCAGUCUGCUCACCCCCAGCACCCCUGGAUCGGUGGGGCUUACGCCUCAGCACCUGAAGACUCCCUCCAGACUCCUAGAGCCUUCGCCAGAGGAGACUACAGACUUGGAGGAGCUCGAGCAGUUUGCCAAAACGUUCAAGCAGAGGAGGAUAAAAUUAGGUUUCACGCAAGGAGACGUUGGACUGGCGAUGGGAAAACUGUAUGGCAACGAUUUUUCCCAAACGACCAUAUCCAGGUUCGAAGCCUUGAACCUUAGCUUCAAGAAUAUGUGCAAAUUGAAGCCUCUUCUUCAAAAAUGGCUGGAAGACGCUGAUAGUACCAUGACUAAUCCAGGAGCUUUGAGCAAUCCUCUGACGACACCUGAAGCCAUUGGUAGGCGCAGAAAGAAGAGGACGUCCAUUGAGACAAGUGUUCGAAUAGCUUUAGAGAAGGCCUUCGUGCAGAAUCCAAAACCGACAUCGGAAGAAAUUUCGAUUUUGGCCGAUGGACUCUGUAUGGAGAAAGAGGUUGUUAGAGUGUGGUUUUGCAAUAGAAGACAGAAAGAGAAGAGAAUCAAUCCGCCAGCAGCUGCUAUGGGCUCGCCGUGCUCAUCAGCUAACACUAAUGGCGCAAUGUUCGCGAUUGCUAAUUCUUUAGCCCCUAGUCCGUUAUCUUUAGUCACGUCCAGUAGUCACAGUUUCAACCCCAACAUGAUGGUCAAGCAAGAAUGACCCCACGUUAAUUUUUUUGCGGAUCACUACUUAGAGUGAUAUAACACACAGUGCAAUGAAUCUUUAGUUUAUCACUGAUCGCGCAGAAAUUUUCGGACAGAUCGGGUGUGAGUUCCUUGGAAAGGUAUGCCAUACCAGAGAAUAUCUUGAUGACUAAAACUGAGAAGAAUAUCGAUUAAUGCCAAAAUAUCGGGAAAAGGAGGAUUUUCAGCUUUACUCUUCUACAUUGCCAUUAUACAACAGUCUUCCACGAAUAAAAAAGUUCCUAAAAUAAUUAUAAGUUUUAAGCCUAUUCGGACACAAAAAUUUCGCCUCAGUUUUAUGGACUACACGUCAAAACAUUCCCAAAAAGGUCAGUAUUUGAAUUUUGAAUUUUAUUUCAUUGGUGAGGCUGAGUAAAGGUACUUCAUAAUGAAAAUUUCGACAAUUAUGCCAAAAAUAUUUUAGUGUUAUAUAGGUUGUACAGUCCCUUAAUUUUUCAUAUAGUGCUUUAUUUUUAUUGUAUAAAUGUAUGUAUUUUGCAUUCGAUGUAACAACUGAUUAUACGGAAUUAUUUUGUGAAUGUUAAUGUGUAAUAGUGAUUGAAAAAAUUGAGCGAAUAUUAUAUCAUUAAAUUGUUCAUAUAUGGUAUGUUUCCCUUGUUUCAUUCUUUUUCUCAAGUGACACAAACAUAUCAUCUUUCGUUUUUCUUUAUCACUCUUGAAAUUGACUCUUGAUCGGAAAGAAACAUACCAUGAAAACAAUAUUUUUUUAAUUAUUAUGAAUAAAACUUAAUCGUGAAAUAUAUAGUCAGUUGACACUCAUUUAGUAAAGCAGGGUCCUAAAAUAUUUAUAAAUGAAUGUUUGUCAUCUGUCAAAUAUGUAUAAAACUGUAGAUAGAUAGUAAGUCAAUAGGCACAUUUAUAUAGAAUUGCAAAUACAUCGGAUUUAGGUGAACCUAGUUAUUUGUUUAGCAUUCCAACGAUGUGUAUAUGAAAUUGAACAAUAUUAAUCCUUUUGUCAAUGUAAAUAAGCGGUUCUUUUUUGUAAGGAGGACCAAUCAGAAAUAUUUCAAAGUUCCUAACUGAAAUUAAUACGGUUGUUAUUAUAUUAAGAAAAUAUUGAUGUGUCCAUGAUAUCACCGUUAAUUUAUUUGAUUAUUGAGAAUUUAUUUAUAUGGUUUUUGUUUGUCGAUUUUCUGACUGACUACAUAUUUUUUGUUCGUAGACCUAUGAGGGGGAAACUAUGAAUAGGGUCGGUUUUUUAUAACCUUUUUUUUCCAGUAAAGAAUUUAUAACGAAACGUCUUUUCAUUUUUACGAGAUCUCGAAUUCCAUUCAAUUGACUAGCAGGAAUCUCGAUUUAAUUUUACACACAUAUAUUUACGUUCUAAGUAUUCAAUAUGAACUCUUUCAUUCAAUAAAUCUCAGGUGAACAUGUUAUUUAGUAAUGUAUCUGUUCAAUCCGAUUAUGAAUGUACAUAGUUUUGAUAGUAGCAGAGAACACAGUUUCAGUAGUCGAAUUUAGUCGAACGUAUUGUUGUACUUGUUCCCUUCUACAAAUCUAACAAUUAUAGAAUGUAUGCAAAAUCGAUCGAAAAUGAACAUAUCAAUAUAUAUCCGAAAUUGUACAGAUUUCCAAAUCAUUGGUUUUGCAAAUAUUCCAGCAAUAUAUCAUAUCACUGUAAAAAUCAAAAUAUGCUAUCAUUUAACGAUACUUCGGUGAAGAAUACUAACAAAACAUUUACAUUUUUUAAAUCGUAAAUAGUCAGUCGAGUGUUUUUAAACCAAUUUAGAUUUUAGUCUUUGUAGGUAUAUGUGUGUAGUAAGUGUUUUAGAAACGCAACACUGUCUAGAUUCCACGGAAAACGAAGUGUUCCUUUAUCUGGGUUUGUGUUAUUCUUUUGUAAUAUUUAAUUCUUACAAAAAUCGUCAUCGUAAACAAGUUCAUGAAUUAAGUGGAAAUCUAGUCACUGUUCGAGAAGGAUGAAUUCUGGUUUGUAAUUUGCAAUGAUUACAUUCAGGCAUUUGAUUAACUUAUAUGGUGUAGUGCUACAUUUAUCAGAAAAUUUGUGUAUAAGACCCUAUUCUGAAGUGUAAUAUAUAUUGGAGGUCUAGGCAAUAAACAUGUACAUUAUUUUCAUUAAAGAAAUAUGGAUUCAUA
Coccinella septempunctata (seven-spotted ladybird) is the source of this 4384-nucleotide messenger RNA. RefSeq names its product POU domain protein 2-like. The record is from RefSeq and is a predicted model, not a curated record. NCBI's taxonomy places the organism in Eukaryota, Metazoa, Arthropoda, Insecta, Coleoptera, Coccinellidae. The coding region runs from base 216 to 2243 and encodes 675 amino acids. Gene Ontology annotation, molecular function: RNA polymerase II cis-regulatory region sequence-specific DNA binding; DNA-binding transcription factor activity, RNA polymerase II-specific. The transcript is spliced from 9 exons. Gene Ontology annotation, biological process: regulation of transcription by RNA polymerase II.